This is a messenger RNA of Cottoperca gobio, 939 nucleotides long. Its product is annotated as olfactory receptor 2F1-like. Gene Ontology annotation, biological process: detection of chemical stimulus involved in sensory perception of smell; G protein-coupled receptor signaling pathway. Gene Ontology annotation, cellular component: membrane. The record is from RefSeq and is a predicted model, not a curated record. Lineage: Eukaryota; Metazoa; Chordata; Actinopteri; Perciformes; Bovichtidae. The transcript has 2 exons. Gene Ontology annotation, molecular function: olfactory receptor activity; odorant binding. The annotation marks the transcript as partial.
AUGGAGAACCAAACGUUCAAUAUGGAUGUUAUAUCCAUCGAGGGGUUAAAGGUCAACCCCUCCUCCUCCGUUCCCGUCUUCAUCCUCCUCCUCCUCAUCUACGUCUUCAUCAUGGUGUCCAACAUCGGCCUGGUGGUGCUGAUCACCACGGAGAGGAGCCUGCACCAGCCCAUGUACCUGCUCUUCUGCAACAUGAGUAUUAACGAUGUUUUUGGGGCGACGACCAUCAUUCCUCGUGUCCUGAGUGAUGUUUUCACUCCAAUCACGGAGCGGUCCGUCCAUUACGUGGACUGUGUCGUCCAAGCCUUCGCUUCUCAUUUUCAUGCGGGCAUCUCUCACACCGUGCUCAUGAUUAUGGCUUUUGAUCGUUACGUGGCCAUCUGCAACCCGCUGCGCUACACCACCAUCAUGACCCACAGGAUGGUGGUGAAGAUGUCGGUGGGGGCGUGGCUGGCGGCCUUCAUCUCUGUCGCCAUCCUGCUGGGUCUCACCAUCCGCCUGUCGCGCUGCAGGCGGAUGAUAUUCAACCCUAUCUGCGACAACGCCUCCUUGUUCAAGCUCUCCUGUCAGGAUCUUUUCUACAACCACAUCUACGGCCUCGGCAGCGCCGUGGUGAUCCUGGGCUCCUCGCUCGGCACCAUCACGCUCACCUACCUCAGGAUCGCCACGGUGUGUCUGGGCGGAAAGAACAAGGUGCUGAACAGCCGGGCGCUGCAGACCUGCGCCACCCACCUGGCCGUGUACCUCAUCCUGCUGGUGGCGUCCUUCACCCCCAUGAUCAUGCACCGUCGGCCUGAGUGGGCGGAGAGCGGGAAAGUGGUGUCCGUCUUGUUCUUCGUCGUCCCCCCCGCCCUGAACUCCGUCAUCUACGGGCUGAAGUGUAAAGAGCUCCGACUGAAGGUUAUCGCUGUCCCUGUCCUGCUCCACAGAUCGCUGUCC